AUGCUUCGCGUUGCACCCCUCCUGAUUCUCCUGACGGGCGCCCCGGAGGCGACAGCCAAGGAGCCGCGGCGCAACCCGCUCGGCGUGCGCGACUCGCGCCGCCAGCUUUCCACGGCCUCAGACAAGCUGGUGGUGGACGCCGAUGGCCUCGUCGAUCGCGUGAGCGAAAAGGCGACCGUGAAGCCUUCCAAGGGCGCCUCGCAUGGCGACAAGAAACUCCUCUUCAGCUCGAUCGUCAUCCCGCCGUCGCCGCCCGAGUACGAGUUCGGCAAGUUCAUGUGCGAGGACCCAAAGUACUCAAUCGAGUGCGUGAAGUUCCACCCCGACUUCCCGCCCAAGGAGAUCAUCGACCAGGACUACGAGCGCGGCCAAGGCUUUGCCAAGGUUCCGGACCUGUACCCGGAGAUUGGCGCGUGGUUCACCGACGUGUUCGCCACGAAGCCCUGCCCGCCCAUGGAGCCGACGGCGCGGGAGAAGAUGCUGUACCAGAUGACCGCCGCCGACUAUGUGGCCGCGUUCAAGGCGGGCGAGGUGACGGCAAAAGAGUACGCGGAAGCGCUCGUCAACCGGAUGAUGCACUACGAGAUGCUCAACGCGUGGUUCGUCACCUCGUACGAGACCUCGCACUACAUCAUCGAGGACGCGCAGGCGAUCGACGACAAGGCCGCCGCGGAUGGAGUCGAGUCGGUCGCGCCGCUCUACGGCCUCCCCGUGCCAGCCAAGGGGACCAUGGCAUCAACUGACUACCCGGGCGGCGCUGGCCUCGGCAUUCUCGACGGCUGCUACUCCACCGACGACGCCGCGCUCCUCAAGCUCAUCAAGGAGGCCAAUGGAAUCAUCAUGGGCAAGGCGCGUACCAACGUGCCUGAGUACGCCUGCUCGUGGCAGACGAUGAACCACAUGAACGGCGUCACACGCAACGGGUACGAUUUCGAGCUGGCCGUGUGCGGCUCUUCAGGCGGCUCCGCGUCCGCCGUCGGUUCCUACAUCGCGCCGCUUGCCAUCACGGAGGACACGGGCGGAUCGACCCGCUGCCCGGCUCACGCCAACGGCAACUUUGGCUACGACCCGCCGCGCAACAAGUACCCGAACGACGGCAACCCCGGCAUCACACACUUCCGCGACCAGCUCGGCACCAACGCACGCUCGAUGGACGACAUCCUCCUCUUUGACAUGGCCGUCCUCGGGCUGCAAGACGAGCACGCUAAUGCGGAAGCCAAAGUCGCCGCCAUGACGAACGAUGCCAUCAAAAUCGGCUUCCCCACCGAGAUCUUCGUCAACUUGAACGUGCCCGCUUCGGCCAAGAUGAUCGUGUCGGGCGCCGGCUUCUCGAUGACCGAAGAGGAGUGGCCCGAGGUUGAGUCGCCGACGCUCGGCAAGGUCAACGCGCUCUACCACAUGCUCUCCGGCUUCGAGUUCGAGCCCGGCACACCCUGGACCUACUCGGUCUGCGCCCAGACGUUUACCGGCCAGAUUGCGCAGUGGCAGCACAACUACUUUCUGGCAAACACGACGACCAUCGCCGACGUCAUCGACGACACGCGCCCCGUCGGCGUGUCGCACGGUCCGGCGGGCUGCUUCCGCGGCUACAACGGCAACACCGGCGAGUCGAAGCUGCGCUACUGCGGCGUGUACCAAACCUUGGCGCCCGAAUUCUGGAACAUGUACUUCGAGCAGACCGGGGUCGACAUGAUCAUCACGCCCACGCAGUUCACCCCGAUCCAAAAGUGCUCUUCACCCCCCGCCUGGGCCCUGAGGCGAGAGGUCCUCACCUUUUGCUGUGCGCGCUCGGCACAGGUGGUCGUGCCGAUCGGCGUCGACGAGAACGGGGCGCCAAUGUCGUUUACCAUCUGGGGCAAGGCGAUGCCCAAGGAGGAGACCUUCUGCGACAAGUGCGCCGAGACCUUCGACCUCGAGUUCCUCUACAAGGUGAAGAAGGUUGUUGCAGCGCUCCACGGGCCCGACUCCCCGCUCAAGCGCGUCCCCUCGCCCCUCGCCAUGGCGGACGGCCUCAUGUAA
Messenger RNA from Emiliania huxleyi CCMP1516, 2019 nucleotides. RefSeq lists its product as hypothetical. The coding region runs from base 1 to 2019 and encodes 672 amino acids. The transcript has 10 exons. NCBI's taxonomy places the organism in Eukaryota, Haptophyta, Isochrysidales, Noelaerhabdaceae. The record is from RefSeq and is a predicted model, not a curated record. Gene Ontology annotation, molecular function: catalytic activity.